Messenger RNA from Oncorhynchus masou masou (cherry salmon), 4863 nucleotides. RefSeq names its product general transcription factor 3C polypeptide 3-like. The record is from RefSeq and is a predicted model, not a curated record. Gene Ontology annotation, cellular component: transcription factor TFIIIC complex. Lineage: Eukaryota; Metazoa; Chordata; Actinopteri; Salmoniformes; Salmonidae. Gene Ontology annotation, biological process: transcription by RNA polymerase III. Gene Ontology annotation, molecular function: protein binding.
UAACAGUCGCCGGUGCCACUCGUGUUGUCAAAAUGAAAUGUUUACAAUGAGCAUUAUCAUCAUUGUUUUACGUGUUUUUAAACACCAUAAAUCGUUUUAGUUAGUCGGUGAGAUGUCGGCGUUCAGCUCAGAGCUCAUUGACUACCUGGAGGGAAGAAUUUCAUUCGAGGAGUUUGAAAUACGGAGAGAGGAAAGAAAAGCUAAAUUGAAGGUAUCGAACGAAGGGCUUUCAGAGGAAGAUGAAGAGAUUGGACCAGAUGACACUCUCCCCAGCACUUCCCACGGCCGCAGUCCGAGAAAAUGUUCUAAAAACGGCCCGCAGGUGUCGGAUCCCGAGGAAGGCGUCAGCCCCUCUGUCCAGAAGGCUUUUGCCUCGAUGAUGGGGGAGGGAACAGAGACUGAACAGACUGAGGAAGAGGAGGAGGAGGAUGAGGAGGAGGAUGAAGACAACGAUGACGAUUAUGAAGAAGAGGAAGAGGAGGGUUCAGAGGAGGAGAGGAAGAUUGAAGCUAAGGGAGAUGAGGAAGGGCCCUCAGCUGGGGAUGUCUUUGCUCUGGAAAUGGAGCUUAACCGAGAGAACAAGAAGAUGAUGAAGGAGAGACGUAACCGCAGCAAGCUGCCCCGGGCCCUAAGGGGCCUCAUGGGAGAAGCCAACAUCCGUUACGCCCGCGGAGACAAGGAGGACGCCGUCCUGAUGUGUAUGGAGAUCAUCAGACAGGCCCCGCUGGCCUACGAGCCCUUCUCCACCCUGGCUAUGAUCUAUGAAGACCAGGGGGACAUGGAGAAGUCACUACAGUUUGGCCUGAUCGCUGCUCAUCUCAACCCCAGCGACUGUGAGGAGUGGGUCAAGCUGGCCGACAUGUCUCUGGAGCAGGACAACAUCAGGCAGGCCAUCAUCUGCUACACCAAAGCCAUUAAGUAUGACCCCAGUAAUGUGCGCUACCUAUGGGAACGUUGCAGCCUGUAUGAGCGUGGGGAACACAAGCAGUCCAUGGACGGGUACCGUCGUAUCCUCAACCUACUGCCCCCUACUGACGGAGAGCACUUCAUGCAGCUGUCACGAGACAUGGCCAAAAGCUACUAUGAGAGUAGUGACCUGCCGUCAGCCAUGGGGGUGAUGGAGGAGGCUCUGAGGAGACACCCAGAGUUGGUGACAGACGAGAGCAUCAACAUGGCUGCUGAGCUCUACAUAGCCAACCACCAACACGACAAGGCCCUUCAGGUUCUAGUCCAGUUCUGCGGAAUCAUCCUGGAGAGAGGAGAACCUAAGCCAGACCUUGCAGAGGAGGAGAACCCAGAGGAGGAGCAGGAGAAGAUGGAAGCAGAGGAGAACCCAGAGGAGCAGAAGAAGAUGGAAGCAGAGGAGGAGAACCCAGAGAACAUGGAAGCAGAGGAGAACCCAGAGGAGGAAGAGGAGCAGAAGAAGAUGGAAACAGAAGAGGAGCAGAAGAAGAAGGAAGCAGAGGAGGAGAACCCAGAGGAGGAGCAGGAGAAGAUGGAAGCAGGGGAGGAGAACCCAGAGAACAUGGAAGCAGAGGAGAACCCAGAGGAAGAGGAGGAGCAGAAGAAGAAGGAAGCAGAGGAGGAGAACCCAGAGAAAGAAAAGGAGAUGAAAACUGCGACAACAGAGGAGCCUGGGGAGGUUAGAGGGGUGGUAGUUCCAGACCAUGUACCAGUGGACAUCAGAGUGAAACUCAUGGUCUGUCUGAUCCACCAGCAUGUUUACAGACCUCUGGAUUCCAUGUUGACGUCUCUGAUGGAGCAGAGCCCAGAGGAGCUGGGGGAUCUGUACCUGGACGUGGCUGAGGCCUUCCUGGACCAGGGAGAGUACAACUCAGCCCUGCCUCUCCUCUCUGCCCUGGUCUGCUCUGAGAGAUACAACCUGGCUGUUGUCUGGCUCCGACACGCUGAGUGUCUGAAGGCGCUGGGCCACAUGGAGGUAGCAGUGAAGAGUUACAACAAGGUAGUACAGAUGGCUCCUCUUCACCUGGAGGCCAGGCUGUGUCUGUCUACUCUGCAGCAGCAGCUGGGUCGACCUCUCUGUGCCCUCAAGGCCCUGGAGCCCAUGUACGACCCAGACACACUGGCACAGGACGCCUCCGCGGCACAGCAGGAGUUAAAGCUGCUGCUACACCGCUCUACUCUCCUGCGUUCCCAAGGCCGACUGGAUGACUACCUGGAUACCAUGCUGACCAUGCUGGCUAUGCUGCUGAAGGUGGCUAUGACGCGGGCCCAGGUGUGUGUCAAAGCCAGCAUGUGGGCGGGGGUCAGACACCUGCGUCUGGUCAAGGUGUCUAAGGACCUGGUGUCAGACAUCCACGACCAGGAGGCAGCCUACCGGGACAUCAGUGGUAAGACCAGUGUGUUGUCUCGUGAGGACUGGUGGUUACUGUUGGUGAGGUGUGUGUGUACGCUGUGUGAGAUGAAGCGUUUUAGAGAGGCAGAGCUGCUGGUAGACUCUUCUCUGGAGUUCUACUCCUUCUAUGACGUCAAGGUGAAGAGGAAAGAGCUGGAGUUCUUUGGUCUGUCGGCUGCUUUCCUGGACCAUAACUACCGCAAGGCCUACGAUUACAUCAGACUGACGCUGAUGGAGAAGCAGGAGUGGCCCAUGCUGUGGAAUGUAUUCAACCAGGUGACCCUUCACUCCCAGGACGUGCGUCAUCAUCGGUUCUGUCUGCGUCUGAUGAUGAAGAACCCAGACAACCACGCCCUGUGUGUUCUCAGUGGACACAACGCACUGGUGUCUGGCAGCUUCAAACACGCACUCGGUCAGUAUGUUCAGGCGUUCAGGUCUAAGCCAGAUGACCCUCUGUACAGUCUGUGUGUUGGCCUCACCUUCUUCCACAUGGCGUCUCAGAAGUUUGUGGUUAAACGCCACCCGCUAAUACUGCAGGGUUUCUCAUUCCUGUGGCGUUACGUGGAGCAGCGUGGGCCCUGCCAGGAGAGCAUGUACAACCUGGGACGGGCCCUGCAGCAGAUGGGCCUGGCACACCUCGCCAUUCACUAUUACCACAAGGCUCUCAGCUUCCCUCCUCUUACACUAGAGGGUAUUGCGGAUGACCAGGUCGACCUGCGUAGAGAGAUAGCCUUCAACCUGUCAAUCAUCUACCAGGCCAGUGGAAACACUGAGAUGGUACGACACCUCAUCAACACCUACUGCACUGUAUAACGACCUAUCAGGUCCUCUAUAGUGAACUGUAUAACGACCUAUCAGGUCCUCUAUAGUGAACUGUAUAACGACCUAUCAGGUCCUCUAUAGUGAACUGUAUAAUGACCUAUCAGGGCCUCUAUAGUGAACUGUAUAAUGACCUAUCAGGGCCUCUAUAGUGAACUGUAUAAUGACCUAUCAGGUCCUCUAUAGUGAACUGUAUAAUGACCUAUCAGGUCCUCUAUAGUGAACUGUUUAAUGACCUAUCAGGUCCUCUAUAGUGAACUGUAUAAUGACCUAUCAGGUCCUCUAUAGUGAACUGUAUAAUGACCUAUCAGGUCCUCUAUACUGAACUGUAUAAUGACCUAUCAGGUCCUCUAUACUGAACUGUAUAAUGACCUAUCAGGUCCUCUAUAGUGAACUGUAUAAUGACCUAUCAGGUCCUCUAUAGUGAACUGUAUAAUGACCUAUCAGGUCCCAUGUGAUGUGUAUUAGGAGACAUAAUUGAUGGCAUAAAAUAGUGUUUCCCCAAAUAUGCUUUUCUGCAGCGGUGGCUGUGUUAGUGUAGUGGGUGUGGCCAAUGACACGGUCUCUCCGACCGAAAAUGAGCAGAGAUAUUUUGGUGUUUUAAAGCUAAUUUGCUGCAAAUCUACACAUUUUGUCAAGGUGCUAAGAGAAAAUGCUUAGUUUAAAAACAAAUGUCCUGCAAUUCUACUCAUUUUGCCCUGGCUUAUGGCGUGUUCUUAUGCUGUCUGAGUGACUCAAACAGUAUAACAAAAUCAAUGGGGGCCCCAUAACAUGAUAUUUGGGGAAUUUUUGAUUCUUGUUUUUAUUUUGUUGAUUAUAUUUUUGUUCUCAAAGAUAAUCUUUAGGGGCCUCCCGGGUGGCGCAGUGGUCAAGGGCGCUGUACUGCAGCGCCAGCUGUGCCACCAGAGACUCUGGGUUCUCGCCCAGGCUCUGUCAUAGCCGGCCGCGACCGGGAGGUCCGUGGGGCGAUUGGCCUAGCGUCAUCUGAGUUAGGGAGGGUUUGGCCGGUAGGGAUGUCCUUGUCUCAUCGCGCACCAGAGACUCCUGCGGCGGGCCGGGCGCAGUGCGCGCCAACAAAGGUGGCCAGGUGCACGGUGUCUCCUCCGACACAUUGGUGCGGCUGGCUUCCAGGUUGGAUGCGUGCUGUGUUAAGAAGCAGUGCGGCUUGGUUGGGUUUCAACCUGCGUCUCUCCCGAGCCCGUACGGGAGUUGUAGCGAUGAGACAAGAUAGUGGCUACUAACAAUUGGAUACCAUGAAAUUUGGGAGAAAAAGGGGUAAAAAAUAAAACAAAUAUUUAAAAACGAUAAUCUUUAAAAAAAAUCUAUCAGCUUUUCUACACAUAUAUUUCUAUGUUUUCUGGCAACACGGGCCGCCACUGCUAAAUGCAUAUAGGGGAAACACUGUAAUGUCAUGUGAUGUCCUGAUCUAUACCAUAGGAAUAUGAUUACACUGUAGGAUGUGUAGGAAGUCAUACCGUAGGAACACUAGAUGUAUCCAGGGGUCACAUUUAAAAUCACCCCAGUCGGUUACAUCCUGUUCCACAGCCAACUGUCUAAAGAUGUAAAAAUGGAAACAUGUUUUGUUGUUGUUGUUGUCAACAACACCUUAUGUUUACUCUGGCUUGUGUACAUAUAUUUUGUAGAAAAAUGUAUUUGAAUACACUGAAAUAAAAAAAUCUGUUUGUUAA